CCGAAGAGAACGCUUCGUGUUUGGAACCCCUUUUCCGAGUGACUCGCAGACCAGCGCCACUUCCCCGGAACCGGGUCGGGAACCGGGUCGGAUCGGAGCCAUGGCCGCCGAGAAGCGUCGCUCGCCGUGCGCGCUCAGCGUCAAGGCGCACGCCUUCUCGGUGGAGGCGCUCAUCGGGGCGGAGAAGAGACGCCGGACGGCCGGAGAAGACGUGACGCCCGCCGGCUACGACCACGGAAGCGACGGCCCUCCGGCGGCCGAGAGCCCGGAGCCUCGGGCGGGCGGAGCGUGUGCCGGCGACCGCUGCGGCGAGGGGGAACGUGCCGGCGACGGAUGCCAGAGCGAGGACGCGCCGCCGGAGAGCCCGCGACCCGCCGCCGUGCGCGGCAGCGUGGAGGACACGCGCGUGGACCUGCAAGGCUCGGAGCUGUGGAAACGCUUCCACGAGAUCGGCACGGAAAUGAUCAUCACCAAGGCCGGGAGGCGGAUGUUCCCCGCCACGCGUGUGAAAAUCUCGGGUUUGGACCCCCACCAGCAGUAUUACAUCGCCAUGGAUAUCGUCCCCGUGGAUAACAAGCGCUACAGGUACGUGUACCACAGCUCCAAGUGGAUGGUGGCGGGCAACGCCGACUCGCCGGUGCCACCGAGGGUCUACAUCCACCCGGACUCUCCCGCCUCCGGGGAGACAUGGAUGCGUCAGGUGGUCAGCUUCGACAAACUCAAACUCACCAACAACGAGCUGGACGACCAAGGACACAUCAUCCUCCACUCCAUGCACAAGUACCAGCCCCGCGUGCACGUCAUCCAGAAGGAGUGUGGAGAGGAGCUGUCCCCGGUGAAGGCCGUCCCGGCUGGGGAGGGAACACGCACCUUCUGCUUCCCCGAGACCGUCUUCACCACCGUCACGGCCUACCAGAACCAGCAGAUAACAAGGCUGAAAAUUGACCGAAACCCUUUUGCCAAAGGCUUCAGGGACUCUGGCAGGAACCGGAUGGGUUUGGAGGCGCUGGUUGAGUCCUACGCCUUCUGGCGGCCAUCUUUGCGGACGCUCACCUUCGAGGACAUACCCGGCAUGGCCAAACAAGGAGUCCCAGGAGCUCACGGAGGUGUGGGCCCAUCGCCUCACCUGCUCUCCCCGCCUCCCUGUUCAUCGCCCUUCCAGGUUUGCCCUCUCAGCCCGAGUGACUUCACCUGCAGCCGCCCCGCCCUCCCGCUCCACCGCUACAGCAACCCGCCUGAGCCCUUCGGCGCUCCCCGAGGCCUGGCGGCAUACGAGGGCGAAGCGUUCUGCUCCCUGUCCCUCCCGACGUCUCAGCUCGGCUACCUGCCCGCCCCCCAGGGCUACGCCGGCCUACGCCUGCACACGCCCCCUUACGGCCUGUACGGCUACACAUUCCCUCCGUCGCCACGCCUCGCCGCCAGCCCUGACAAAAUGGCUGCCGCCAACCAGCAGAGCGCCCUCGUCGGUACGUCUCCAAGCGCGACAGUAACGGACAGUCUGGGCGCGCUCGCCACAGGACAGCAGGGCUUCUUGUUUGACUCCCGGACUUUGGGCCUUGGUGGGAGCCAGCCAGGGGGCGGGGCCUCACAGGUCACCGCCCACAUGGGCUGAACUCGGACGUCUACAAUUCUGUUGUUUCCAAAAUCCAAAUGCCCCUGGCCAAUGGUUCCGGGUGAUGAAACCAUCAGGUGGUGUGCUAAUACACCACCUUCUCAUCCCACCAGAACCUCCUGUCACGUGUCCAGCCACGCAGGAAGUGAGGCCUGACUGGAACUGAUUAUGGAUGAAGGGGACCCAGAGACUUCCAGUGAGCACUUGAGCCACUUUUUCUCAGAAGGGGAUCUCCGUGAACUCUGCCGUGUUGUCAGGGAGGACCCGGGUAGCCCCCGAUGGUUCAAAGUUCCACAUUCUUUUCAGCAUACAACAAGAACCUUUUGGACUUCAUUCGUCACCAGCAGCCCACAGCGGCACAGCGUUCAUUCAUUAGUCAUUCAUUCACUCACUCAUUCAUUCAUUCAUCAAGGACCACAAGAAAUGCUGUGGAAGGGAAAAGGGCCAACGUGAUUGGCUCACUCGCUAGCGGCAGGAGGCGGCGUGGCGACAACCAAUGACCCUUUGCACUUAUGCACCUGCUUGGGCUCUCCACAUCAAGUCAAAGGUCAAGUAGUGCCGACCUUGAACUUUGUGGGCGAGCAACUGUCAGACACUUCUUCGCUUUGGCCCCGCCCCUAUAAAUUCUAUACUGUAUUCACGUAUUCACGCUAGAGCUUUGUAUGCCAAUCAUUUCACUGACUGCACGCGCUGCCAUGACACUAAAGCAGCCUUGUUUCAUCUCAACCAAUUAGAAGGUUUAGCACAGACUGCUAAAGACUGCUAUAGACUCUGUAGCAUACUGCAAAC
Molecule: messenger RNA, 2401 nt
Organism: Doryrhamphus excisus (bluestripe pipefish)
Lineage: Eukaryota; Metazoa; Chordata; Actinopteri; Syngnathiformes; Syngnathidae
Gene: tbx18
Product: T-box transcription factor 18
Biological process (GO): positive regulation of DNA-templated transcription; regulation of transcription by RNA polymerase II; cell fate specification
Cellular component (GO): nucleus; chromatin
Molecular function (GO): DNA-binding transcription factor activity, RNA polymerase II-specific; RNA polymerase II cis-regulatory region sequence-specific DNA binding
Source: RefSeq, a predicted model, not a curated record